Messenger RNA from Seriola aureovittata, 6506 nucleotides. It is a transcript of the gene egr3, whose product is annotated as early growth response 3. Lineage: Eukaryota; Metazoa; Chordata; Actinopteri; Carangiformes; Carangidae. Gene Ontology annotation, molecular function: DNA-binding transcription factor activity, RNA polymerase II-specific; RNA polymerase II cis-regulatory region sequence-specific DNA binding. The record is from RefSeq and is a predicted model, not a curated record. The transcript is spliced from 2 exons. Bases 520 to 1752 code for a protein of 410 amino acids. Gene Ontology annotation, biological process: regulation of transcription by RNA polymerase II.
AACUUUGUAGCUACCUAUCUGUCGGAGCCUUUUGCCUCCACAGUAGUUUCCACCGACUGACGCGCGGAGAGCCUGGUGCUGGGCGCUCUGUCCAUAUAUGGUCAUCUACGUCACGCAAAUGUUCCAUCCCCCUAUUUAAUACAGGCAGACUGGAGUCCCCUAUCCAGCUCCAAUAGAGCAAGUAGAGCCGCUCUUGUGCAACCAACACCACCACCUCCUCCAUUGAUUCACAGACUUCAAAUGCCCCCACAAGCAGCCCAUCAGCUUCCACAGUGAUCAGAUUAAUAACAACAAUAGCCUGUGAUCACACAGGAGGAGAUAACCGGCGCUGCUCGUCCUCCGCGGGAUACUUGGAUAGCUACAGCAACAGGAUCCAUCCCUGCUCCUCUCUGCUGUCUUUUUCACGUCUGAUCUACACCUGUGUUUUCCACUUUGAGAACACCCGCUGUUUUUUUUUUGUGCAACUACUUGGAUACCUGCGCGUUGUCCUUUAUAAAUGUCGGACUGAAUAUAACUGCUAUGACAGGGAAACUAGCGGACAAGCUCCCUCUUACCAUGAGCAGUUUAAUAAACACGAUCCCUGACAGUCUCUACCCAGAAGAGGACAUCCCGACGUCUAUGAAUAUUUUCACCAGUACGGAAUCUAUUAACCACUAUUCACAAAUGAACACAGAUAAUAUCAUGGAUCUGGGCAUGGGAAGCGAGAAAGCAACCGCAGAGAUUCAGUAUGGAUCCAGCUUCCAGUCCAACCGCAGCGGGCAGACUGUCACCUAUCUGGGGAAGUUUGCCUUUGACACUCCUCCGUCAGGUGGCAUUGGUGGCUCUGGCUGGUGCUCUGAUAACAAUAUCAUAAGUCUCGUCAGCGCAGGGAUCCUGGGUGUUUCUCCAUCACCCGGCACGGUAACAACGCAGACAUCAUCCUCCGCAGCCAGCAUGGGCGGACAGACGUCAGAUAUGGAACAGGUAUAUGGUCCACCACUGCCUGCCUAUUCCACAUGCAGUGACCUGUACCAGGAUCAGGUCUCCUUCCACCACAGCCCUGCCACCAGCACAGCUCUAGCCUACCCUGGCAAUGACUAUCACUCCACAUCCAAAGCCUCCAUGGAUGGCAGCCUUUUCUCCAUGAUCCCUGACUACAACCUUUUCCAUCAUCAAGGGGAAGUUGGUGUGAUGGAGCACAAGCCCUUCCAGACCAUGGACCCUAUCCGAGUCAACCCUCCACCCAUCACACCCCUGGAGACCAUCAGAGCGUUCAAAGACAAGCAGCAAAUUCACCCAGGUUUCAUCGGCGGGCAGCAGCACCCUCCUCAGCACCACCCACCACCACAGACUCUCACCCUGAAACCCAUCCGACCACGGAAGUACCCCAACCGUCCCAGCAAAACCCCUGUCCAUGAACGGCCGCAUGCCUGUCCGGCAGAGAACUGUGACAGACGCUUCUCACGCUCAGACGAGCUCACACGUCACCUUCGCAUCCACACAGGUCACAAACCCUUCCAGUGCCGAAUAUGCAUGCGCUCCUUCAGCCGGAGUGACCACCUGACCACACACAUCCGCACACACACGGGCGAGAAACCCUUCUCCUGUGAGUUCUGUGGACGCAAGUUUGCCAGAAGUGACGAGCGAAAGAGACACGCAAAGGUUCACCUGAAACAGAAGGACAAGAAGCCAGCUGACAAGAGCAGUGGGGCAGCUGGGAGCCACAGCUCGCCACCCAGCUCCUGUGGGGGUCCAACAGUGGGAACAUCAUGACCGUCACUACGUGCACUUGGACUGAACCCUCACCAUGCCCCAUAAAGAGACUUAGGAAGAAGGGAUCACGUCCACUAUGAGAUAAAUAGGUGACUUUUUUUUCCCUCUCUUUUACAUCCCCUGCUCCUUUCGGUUGUAGUCCUUCUAUUUUGAGAUGGAUGCCUUUAGUUUAAUUAAGAGGGGAAAGGCUGCUACGCCCUUCUCUUUCAAGCAACUCAGAGCCUCAGCUACUGUAACACAGUGCCAACACAAAGAAGGGCACCUUGGCACAUUCUGUCCUAAAGGCCACUGUGUAUCUAUAUCUUUAUCUAUAGUUUUAGGGCGGAUACACUUUUGUAAAUUUUACUGAGAAUUUCUAAAUUGGACGGAAGCCAGAAUCCAUCAUAAGGGUCGAAACACACACAAUUAUAAUGGAGCUUAGCUAAAAGAUGAGCUGUCUGGGAUGUAUGCAUUAAUUUUAUUAGGCUGUUUAAAAGUGCAAUUGGUUAUAUUUGUGUACUGUCAUGGAUACCUUAUUAGUGGCACUUGACUGUCUUUCUGUUGUUUUUGUUGAGGUGUAGUGUUUUUUUUAUUUUCUAUUUGAAUGUUGUUUUCUGAAAAAGAAUGUGCCAAAUGUAAUGUGGUGAUACAGCCAACCUGGUUCAUAUUAUUGUGCCUGACAUUUGCCAAACAUAAAAGUGAUAUCAGCUUAGCACACACGUUGAGUUCAAGGAAAGAUCAGAUUCAAACACCGUAUAUCUUAGAUUUAGAUUUACCUGAACAGUUUGGUUAAAUCUAGAUAAUGACUGAAUGGGUCACACAAAGCAAACCAAUGUCUUGUCCUGUUACCUGUACUUAUAAAAGGAAACAUGCCUGCAGCAAUCAAUGCCUUUGCCAAUACUUAUUUAUUUGUAGUCACUGAGAGACACUGUGUAUAUUUGUUGCCUUUUUAUAUGGUGGCUUUUGUGGUGUUACCAGAUAUAAUUUCUGUUGCUUUUUUUUUUUAAAAGCUCACCAAUACUGUUCAUUCUUUCAGUUUUCUUGAGUUCUGCAAUUAUAUGCAAUAUAUUCAUGACAUGUGUCACCAACCCAUAAAUCAAAUUAACUAAGAGCACAGUUAGACAGACUGAACUACUUAAAUAAAUGACACUGGGUUGAAAACCAGGAGUAUAUGAAAGCAAAGAUGAAUAAGGAAAAAGAUGAAUGAGGCCCCAUGUCUGUGCUUCACAGUGUAAAAAGACUCAACUACUUGUUUAAAUCAACAAAAGAUGAGCAACAUAUGGUAGGAGAAAAUUUAAAAUUUCCAAAUCCAUGUUUACAUCUUUUCUAAUACAGAGAGACUGAGACUGAGUUGUAAACUAAGGACUUGUUUUUGUACAGUACAAAUAUGUAUGCAGGUAGCUAUAGUAGAAGUUUCACUUUUGUACUCAAAUGUCAAAUGCACCAUAACUCAGUAUUAAAUUGUGCAUAUAUGUGCAUGCCUUCAUGCACACUAUGUAAAUACAAAUGUCUGCAUAAACAAGAACUUUCAAUUGACUGAAUGCUUGUGCGGAAUGUGUAAAGCUUUUAGUAAUGUAGUUAUAAUACAAAUAUUUUGUUGUCAUAGGUCAUUGCAAAAAUUUUUGUAGCACUAAAAUAGUGCCAAAUAUGGUGUGUUAUCUUCCAUUUAAAAAGAAAGAAUAAUAGCAUUUGCACCAUCUGUACGCUUUAAAGUGGUAACUGGUUUAAGGAAGCACUAAUGUGUUCUCUGAAUAAAUUACAAGAUUUUUUACAUUUCGUGUAUCUCCAUUAUAGUUGCAAUCAAUUAUUUCAAUUAACACAUCUUCCCCAUUGUAUAGAAAACAACGGUUGUUCCUCAGUAGAUGUUCUCAGAGACUAAGUGAUUGAAUCCUUUCUUAAGCAAAAUACACUACAGGGCACCGCAAAUAUUUUUCACAUGUGGCUCCUUACUGAUCUUUGUGCUGACAGAAGGGAAUGCCUCAUUUAUCAUUCAAUGAGGCACUAUGUAUAGGCUCAUCUCUGCCAUUGGCAUCUCUUGGGUCUUAAGUGUAUUAUAAUUAUAUUGACAACAAUUUUGAUAAAACUUUUCUUUCUCUCCAAAAUGUUGUUUUGCUUUACCUCUAUAAAACCAGAAAGUUUUGUUUUUCAAGACUGUCUUAUGGUUUUGAGGAGAAAAAAGUAAUAAUCGGGAUAUUAACAUUGCAUUUUCAUCUCGUACUCUUUUGGUCAAAAACUGAUUAAAAAUAAGAAAAAUGAAUGAACAAAACUAAUAAUAUAUUGAGGUAUGUACUUCUGUCAAGGCUAGCACAAAACACAGAUGGCAAAAAUAUUGUUAGGGACCACACCAAACUCAUUUGCAUUUAUUCCAUUACUGUUUAAGGAGCAAUAGCCUUGUCAGUGUAGUCAAAUAAUUUCAGAUUCUAUUAUAAUCUUUAAAGUCUUUAAGCCUGCUUUUAAAAGAAACAUUCUUCUCUCCAUCUAGUUUGACAGAGAGUAUUUAUGGUUAUUGGCUGUGCUCUCUGACUAUUAAGAAGUGUAUUGUGUACGCGAGUUAAAGAAUUUAUAUAAAUAUUGUUAUCUGCUGGGAUAAAAAUAUUGUACCGGUCAGCAGACAUGGCAAUAAAGAGAAUAUCGACUGAAAAAUGCAAAGGCCAAAAGAGAGGUUCAGAAAAGCAGUGCCACAGAGAACACAGUGCAUACAGAAAUGAGUUUCCAAGGCCAUGCUUUCCCUUUCCUGUAACAACCAGUUUUCACUGCUGUGCUUCCUGGCAAGUGUCCACUUAUUUUCCAAUUAAUUUGGCCUCAGAGAGUCUUUUCUCAACUCAUCUACAUGGUUAAAUGAACAAACCUCCUAGCACUUUUACAGAUAGUUUAAAAGUUCACACACCCUGCAAUAUCUAACUGUAAAUCAAUAGUUUUGUAUAAGAAAAAAUACAUCAUUUUAUUGCAUAGAUGGUCAUUGACAAAUGAAACAUUUCUGAGCUUAUCCCAAUAAAAUGCAACUGAAAUGAAAACCGUAACUUAUCAAACACUUGAAAUGUGAACUUUUUACAUAUUACAUUACACAGCAUUAUUUCGGAUCCCAGGUAAUUACCUCUAAAACAUUAGAUUGGGAUUAGCCAGGUUAAAUCUUGCAAUGAGUGGUGGCCUCUAUCUUUAACGUCCUUAAGAUGUGCAUGGAGUCAGCACAAAAUAAUAUUUGUAGUAGAUGAGGUAAUAAGAAAAAUAAAAUGUUUAUCUUUAUAAUGUUUACCUAGAAUAAUUUGCUGUUAGACACUUAUCAUUAUAAACUCGAUCAUUUUGACUUUAUUUGACCAAAAAUUAUGCUCUUGUGUGCUCUAGAUUUGACACUUUGCUGGUGAGAAUGUUUUUUUUUUGUUAAAUUAUAGCAGGCUAUGUAGAAUGUGGCCUCCUUUAAGAGAAAACUGUGUUUAUGUUGCUUUGUGUUAAGGAUUGAUGCAGAGUAAGGCGGAGACUACACCAAACUAUUUCCACAUCUAAAUGAAGCCAUGUAAUUACAACUUUGCAAACUCAAUAUUUCAUCAGUCAUAUCAUCUGACUCUGUCACUUUUCUUCUGUGACAUUUUUGUAAUGGACGGAUAGAUUUUGUAAAAUUUGUAUGAUCCCAUUCCCUCAAUAUAGUUUGGUGGUUGAACAACAAUACAGGAUGUUCCUCUGAACAAUAAUCCUUCUGUUAAAUGUAUGAAUGCUAUAAAUAUAUGUCAGUGACUUGUUAAACAAACUCAAAAAACACCCCCUCCUAAUAAUGCUUCUCAAAGAAUUAUUUAUUUUUAUGUUUUUUAUGUUUUACUGUCCAAAAGUGGGCAGCUGAACGCUCUGAAAUUGGAAUUUGCCUCAUCCUCGUUCUCUGCUCCAUGUUGGAUCUGAGCCAACAUCAGCAGCCAUCUUUGUGCCAAACUGGGUUGCAGGGUUGGCUGAUCAAAAACAAUACGUGAUGAGAACUCCACAGGAGCAACAAAUCAUAAAUGUGACCUCAGUCUGCUUGCAGUUGAAGGCAGCCUUGUGCUAAUGUUUGUGUUUAACUGUUUAAUUUAAUCUCCGUGAAGUUGGCCUUGGGCAAGGCAAUAGGCUCGGGCUCACUCAUGACACAAUUAAUAAUUACAGGAUUUCAAAAAAAAAGAAAAAAGAAAAAAAAAGAACAACUCACGUUUGAAGAGAUUUCAAUAAUGUGUAGAUAUUAUAGGCUACUCAUGUCAUCUUAUGGACUACAGUGUGGCUUCAGGGAUUUUGUGGUCUUCAACAGUGACACUAUGGUGUUCAGAUGGAGUCAAUACUCACUGUUUUCUGUUGUGUUGUGUUUCCUUUUCAUUACAGUAUAUCCUCAUGUUUGCAUGUGCACGGAAAUGUUCCGAAGUGCUACCCUCAGAUGCUGUCGGUGGUGCUCAUUUCUUUAUUAUGCAUGAAAAUAAAAGUCACAUUGGGUGAAAUGGGAUAAAUCUAACAACUCAAGACAGACAAUUGGAAACACACACUGGGAUAACUGUUCUGUUGGCUUUUUUUUCAUUUUUUAUUUUUAUUUUUUUAAGAAAACAAGGGGUCUUGUUUAAAAUGUUGUGGAUGUCUUUAGCCUAUUUCAUGUUUUUAUUACCUUAUAAUAAGGUCCUUUUAUGAUGAGCUGAUUAUUGAAAUGAAUUUUACUAUAUCCUUGUGAUGGGGAGAUGUACUCCCCUGUUUACUUGGCACUUCAGUUUGUUGUAAUGCAAUUGUUUUGUUAUUUCUAUGUAAGUACUUGAAUAAAGAAAAAUAUCACUUGC